CCCCCCCUGCCAUCCGGCAUGGAGUCGCUCACCGAGACGCUGUGGGAUGUGACCAUCUCCGGAACUGGGCUGGCUCAGUCGCUUCUGGCGCUAGCUCUGUCGAGGUCCGGUAAGAAGGUCCUGCACGUCGACAAGAACAAAUACUAUGGAGGCUCUGAGGCGGCUUUUAGUCUGCAGGAGGCCCAGGAAUGGGUUGAUCUAGUAAAUGCAGAAUCCAGCCAGAUGCCCUUUGAAGAUGCCCAGGUCUACAUCCCGUCAGACUCUACUGAGACUGGUGUAGGAAGUUUGUCACCUUCUAGGGCCUAUACACUCGCCCUCUCUCCCCAGCUGAUCUAUUCCCGUUCCCAGCUUUUGCCCACCCUAGUGUCCUCCAAAGUCUAUCGACAGUUGGAGUUCCAGGCUGUUGGAAGCUGGUGGGUCCAUGCACAUGCAGGCGGUAGUCGUGACACCGACGCCGAUGCAUUGCGGGGUCUGUAUCGCGUGCCAAGCAGCCGUGAGGAUGUCUUUGCAGACGAGAUGAUCACCACCAAAUCAAAGAGGACCUUGAUGCGGUUCCUUCGUCACAUUGGCAAGGCUCAGCAGGAAGAUCAAGGGCCAUCUGAUGCGGAGGAGGAAGACCUGUCCAUGUCUUUUCCUGAAUAUUUGACCUCCAGAUUCCAGGUACCCGAGGAGCUUCAUGAGCCCCUGCUCUCACUGUCGUUGUCUCAGGAUGCCCCCCAACAAACACCGGCCAGUUUUGCCAUUCCUCGGGUGAAGAGGCAUCUGGCGUCGAUCGGUGUCUUUGGAGCGGGAUUUGGGAGCCUGCUGGCGAAGUGGGGCGGGGGUUCAGAGAUCUCGCAAGUAGGCUGUCGCGCCUUGGCUGUCGGCGGAGGCGUAUACGUCUUGAACACUGGCGUUCAGGCCAUAUCUAAGGUUGCCGACUUGGCACACUUGGCGGUAGAACUGUCGAAUGGAGAGACCGUUACUAGCCGCCACGUCGUUGGCUCUCACUGGGAUCUUCCCUCCCCGUCUACGCCAGACUGUCAGAAGGUGGCGCGGUCGAUCACGAUUGUGGCUUCUCCGCUGGACCAUCUGUUCCCUGUUACUGCUGAGGGGAGCCCGAUACCCUCGGGAGCAGUCGUUGUCUUCCCCGGCAGCGCUCUCGGUCAGGAAGGCGAUCCACCCGUCUAUCUCCUGGCGCAUUCGAGCGAGACCGGGGAAUGCCCACUUGGACAAAGUGUGAUCUACGGCAGCGUAGCGAUUCCCGGUCCACGAGGACAUACCCUUCUGGAGUCUGCGGUGGAGAAGCUGGUGCAUCCCGCGCGUAUCCUGUGGUCCCUGCGAUAUACGCAGCUGGGCCGAGCGAGUGCAGUCGACGAUGCAGCACAAGCCGUGCAGAGCAGUGGUUUUGCCGAGAAUGUCUUUUGCUUCCCCCCUCCCAGCCUCGACCUGGCGUUUGACGAUGGGCUGAUCGACCUGGUGCGAGCGGUGUGGCGGGGUGUGAUGGGGGACGAGGCGCGGGACGAGGAGUUUCUGAACUUUGACGACCGCGAGGAACAGUUAGUAGAUGCGUAGUCAAGAACAUGAAUAUAUUUGAUUUAUAUCCAGCUGAUGAAUAAAUUGUAUAUCGUAGCAACCAUGUAACUAUGUAAAACGGAAUAUGACCGAUGUCUAAGACAAGCCGCCAAGAAUAGAUUGACCUGCCCUCGCCUCCUGUUGAUCUAUCCACAUCACAUGCAGUCUGCUAUUCCGUCUAGCGAAUAAACCUACUACAUAGUUAGUACAUAGUACAUACUAGAUGAUAGGAGUCGGCCCGAAGGAAUGUCAGCUCGGUUAAUACGGACUCUUGAGCACGCGAGAACGAGGGGGGAUGAUGACUGACUACUUGCUUGCGUCUGCAUCUAGGCAGCAGGUAUAGAUAAGCGAGUGAAUAGAACUAGCCUCAAAUAAAUGUUGAUCUAGUAUAACCGAG
Messenger RNA from Penicilliopsis zonata CBS 506.65, 1951 nucleotides. RefSeq lists its product as hypothetical. Gene Ontology annotation, cellular component: cytoplasm; cytosol; nucleus. The record is from RefSeq and is a predicted model, not a curated record. Gene Ontology annotation, molecular function: GDP-dissociation inhibitor activity. Gene Ontology annotation, biological process: protein geranylgeranylation; vesicle-mediated transport; small GTPase-mediated signal transduction. The transcript is spliced from 4 exons. Bases 19 to 1554 code for a protein of 511 amino acids. Lineage: Eukaryota; Fungi; Ascomycota; Eurotiomycetes; Eurotiales; Aspergillaceae.